Molecule: messenger RNA, 3048 nt
Organism: Etheostoma spectabile (orangethroat darter)
Lineage: Eukaryota; Metazoa; Chordata; Actinopteri; Perciformes; Percidae
Gene: hspa4b
Product: heat shock protein 4b
Exons: 19
Coding region: 195-2744 (849 amino acids)
Biological process (GO): protein folding
Cellular component (GO): cytosol; nucleus
Molecular function (GO): ATP binding; ATP-dependent protein folding chaperone
Source: RefSeq, a predicted model, not a curated record
GUGGGACAGAGAAAAUUCCUGAACGCUCACGCAUCAGCCGGCGCACCGCAUGCUGCUACCCAGCUUCAUGGAACAAGAACAAGGGUGUAUCACCGUCCGCUGACUGAAACCCACUGUAGCUGCUGCACUUUUAGCACUGAAUUAUAUCUCGGUUCUUCCUUGUAAUUACUGUACUCUACAGUUAGCUAGUGAAGAUGUCAGUUGUCGGAUUUGACGUCGGGUUCUUGAACUGCUAUGUAGCGGUAGCCAGAGCCGGGGGGAUUGAAACUGUCGCUAAUGAAUACAGCGAUCGAUGUACACCAGCAUGUGUUUCUUUCGGACCCCGGAAUCGAUCCAUCGGUGCUGCUGCCAAAAGCCAGGUUGUCACAAACUGCAAAAACACAGUCCAAGGGUUCAAGAGGUUUCAUGGCAGGGCGUUUUCGGAUCCCUAUGUGCAUCGCCUAAAAAACAGUUUGGUCUAUGAUAUCGCACAAAUGCCUACAGGAACAACUGGCAUUAAGGUGAUGUACAUGGAGGAAGAGAAGGUGUUCAGCAUUGAACAGGUCACUGCCAUGCUGCUGACCAAGCUUAAGGAGACUGCGGAGCAUGCUCUGAAGAAGCCUGUUGCAGACUGUGUUGUUUCCGUUCCCUGCUACUACACUGAUGCGGAGAGGAGAUCAGUAGUAGAUGCUGCUCAGAUUGCUGGUCUCAACUGCCUGAGGCUCAUGAAUGAGACAACUGCAGUUGCAUUGGCGUAUGGGAUCUACAAACAGGAUCUCCCUGCUCCCGAGGAGAAGGCCAGGAAUGUGGUGUUUGUGGACCUGGGCCAUUCUGGAUACCAGACAUCAGUGUGUGCCUUUAACAAAGGCAAAGUCAAGGUCCUUUCUACAGCUUGUGACCCAGAGUUGGGAGGAAAGGACUUUGAUGAAGUAUUGGUGAGACACUUCUGUGAGGAAUUUGGCAAGAAGUACAAGAUUGAUGUCAAGACAAAGCCCAGGGCUCUGGUCAGGCUGUACCAGGAGUGUGAAAAACUGAAAAAAUUGAUGAGUGCCAACUCCUCUGACCUGCCGCUUAACAUUGAGUGCUUCAUGAAUGACAUUGAUGUCACUGGAAAACUGAACAGGGGUCAAUUUGAAGAGAUGUGUAGUGACAUUCUUGCCCGAGUUGAGGCUCCACUGCAGAGCCUGCUGGAACAUACCAAACUGAAAAAGGAAGACAUCUAUGCAGUAGAGAUCGUGGGGGGAGCUUCUAGGAUUCCAUCUGUUAAAGAAAGAAUCAGCAAAUUCUUUGGGAAGGAGUUGAACACCACACUGAAUGCUGACGAAGCCGUGGCCAGAGGUUGUGCCCUGCAGUGUGCAAUACUGUCACCUGCCUUCAAAGUGCGUGAAUUCUCCAUCACAGAUGUUGUUUCCUAUCCCAUCUCCUUGAAGUGGCAUUCUGCUGCAGAGGAAGGUUUGAGUGAUUGCGAGGUAUUUCCUAUGAACCAUGCAGCACCUUUCUCCAAAGUGCUGACUUUCUACCGGAAAGAGCCUUUUUCUUUGGAGGCCUACUACAAUAAUGCUACUGAGCUGCCCUACCCUGAUCCCACUAUUGGUCAGUUCCUGAUCCAGAAGGUUGUCCCACAGGCAUCUGGGGAGAGCUCCAAGGUGAAAGUCAAGGUGCGGGUGAACAUCCAUGGUAUCUUCAGCGUGUCCAGCGCCUCCCUGGUUGAAGUGCAGAAGUCUGAUGAGACCGAGGAACCCAUGGAAACGGAACAGGCCAAUGGCAAAGAGGAAGAGGUACAGCCAAAUACAAACAAGAUGCAGACCGAUCAGGAUGAGCAGCAGAGUCAAGGAGACGGUCAGAAAGAGGCAGAAGAGAAGACACCCCGGGAGAAUGAGGAGAUGGAUACUACCACAGAGGAGGGUAAAGGCGAGAAGAAGUCUGACCAGCCCCCACAAGCGAAAAAGCCCAAAGUCAAAACAAAAGUGCUUGAGCUUCCAAUUGAGAACAGUCCACAGUGGCAGCUAGCUGAUGACAUGCUCAAUCUUUUUGUAGAAAAUGAGGGUAAGAUGAUCAUGCAGGACAAGCUGGAGAAGGAGAGGAAUGACGCGAAGAAUAAUGUAGAGGAGUAUGUGUACGAGAUGAGGGACAAACUACAUGGGAUGCUGGAGAAGUUUGUCAGUGAAUCUGACCGAGAUAUUCUGUCUUUAAAGCUUGAGGAUACUGAAAACUGGCUGUAUGAAGAUGGAGAGGACCAACCCAAACAGGUGUACAUUGACAAACUGGCAGAGUUAAAGAAACUUGGCCAGCCCAUCAAGGAGAGGUAUACAGAAGCUGAAGAGAGACCUAAAGCAUUUGAGGAGUUGGGAAAACAAAUCCAGCAGUACAUGAAAUUUGUGGAAGCAUACAAAAUAAAGGAGGAGCAGUAUGACCAUUUAGAUGAGGCAGAUGUCAACAAAGUGGACAAACUGGCCAGUGAGGCAAUGAUCUGGAUGAACAGUGCCAUGAACCAGCAAAGCAAACAGAGCCUGACGGUGGAUCCCUCCAUUAAAGUAAAAGACAUUCAAGCAAAAACAAGGGAGCUUUUCUCCACUUGUAACCCCGUUGUGACCAAGCCCAAGCCCAAGCCCAAGGUGGAGCCUCCAAAGGAGGACACUGCAGAGCAGAACGGGCCUGUCAACGAGCAGGAUAAACCCCAGGAAGAGACUGCAGACAAGGGAACGACGGGAAGCAACCCCACCUCAGAAACCACACAAAACAAGCCUGACAUGGACCUUGAUUAAAGCAGCCUGAUGCCCGUGUAAGCCAAGCUGAGUGUAUAUCAGAGCAGGUAAAGUGUUUCAGGAACUGCACUCCACAGUCAAAAGCGGGCAGGGUGAUUAGCACACUGAUCCCAGAUCCUGGUGGCAUGUCUGUCUGAUGACAUAGCAUGCCUUCUCUCUUUCUGGAUGACAUAAAUCAAAAGCCAGCCGCAAUAAGCCUGUUUGACAAUGAGCGCUGUACACAUAAUGGUAUUUAUUUCUGUUGUGUGCCCUGUAAGUGUUCUGGUCUGUCACAAUAUGGUUUUAAUAAAGUUACUGAAAAUCA